This is a messenger RNA of Neltuma alba, 546 nucleotides long. RefSeq names its product CCR4-NOT transcription complex subunit 9-like. The coding region runs from base 1 to 546 and encodes 181 amino acids. The record is from RefSeq and is a predicted model, not a curated record. Gene Ontology annotation, biological process: mRNA catabolic process. The transcript has 7 exons. NCBI's taxonomy places the organism in Eukaryota, Viridiplantae, Streptophyta, Magnoliopsida, Fabales, Fabaceae. Gene Ontology annotation, cellular component: CCR4-NOT complex.
AUGCCGCAGGCGAUUCUCAACCUGCAGGACGAGAAGAACAGAGAAUCAGCACUAAGAAAGCUCAGCAAUUUUCUUCUUGAGAAGAGGGAGCAAGAUCCGGAUAAUUACUACAGCAUUGGGCAUAUGUUGUACCAUUCCUGCAGUACAAUGACUAUUUUGCUACAGGAGUUGUUGACGUUUUUCAGAAUGAUGGAAGAUGGAAGUCUCACUGCAAGAGCUUCCAAGCGUUUGGCAAAUGUUCUUACCUUAUUCCAGUGCAUUGCAGCUGGUAAGGAGACAAGGCACAAAUUUGUGAAAUCUUCAAUCCCCAAUUUUCUGGUUCCACUAGUAACGUUUAGAGCUCCUCUGGAGGAAUUUGAGAAUGUUAGAGCUGUUGCACUGUCUGUGAUAGGCAUUCUAUGCCAGGCAAGAGAAUCAAACAUCAUUCAAUGGGCUGUGGAAAGUAACAUGGUGGAAGUAUGCCGGAUUAGUGUAGAGAUCGGAAACGAACUCUCCAAAGUGGUCAGCAAUACAGACAGUGAUCGUUUGUUUGUGCUGCAGAACUGA